Messenger RNA from Sphaerodactylus townsendi, 5506 nucleotides. It is a transcript of the gene SACK1G, whose product is annotated as family with sequence similarity 83 member G. Gene Ontology annotation, biological process: BMP signaling pathway. Gene Ontology annotation, cellular component: nucleus; cytosol. NCBI's taxonomy places the organism in Eukaryota, Metazoa, Chordata, Lepidosauria, Squamata, Sphaerodactylidae. Bases 740 to 3943 code for a protein of 1067 amino acids. The record is from RefSeq and is a predicted model, not a curated record. The transcript has 5 exons.
UUUCACUUCUGGCUGAUACCUGCCUGACUGCUCACUGGCAACAGCUUUCAGCAACGCCGGCAACCCCAGAAGAAGCCAGUGCCGGGAAGGUCAGCCAGGUUGUCAGGAAACUGAACCGGCCCGGUUUUUGCUCUGUCCACACAGCAGACCGGCAUGAGAUUCGGGAGGGGAAAAUCCCAAAUUGGUGCCGUGGGACUGAAGUUCUGGGGAGUGUGGAGUUGACCUGAGCCGUAUUGUUGGAUUCCUUCAUAUGGAGAGCUGGAAAGCAAAAGAGAGACGUGAAGGAAACGGAUUUUCCAAGGGCUAGAGGAAUUUGGCCCAACCGGCUCCCGAAGCCACGAACAUUCUUGAGCGAGGCAAUUUUCGGAUGCUGCCAUCUGGACCGAUUCACCCUCUUCCAAGAGUUCUGAGCGCGAAAGGCACUUGGACGGGACUGAUUCCCCCGCCCCCACCCCAAAUCUGCACUUUACCCCCCCUCCACUGAAAUGAGGUAACUAGGAUAUCAAAUCCAGCUCUGAAAACAAGCAAAGGAUCAAAGACAAAAGAGGAUUAACGAAAGCACAGGUGUGGAUUUGCACAAGGAGGAGGAACUGAAUUCGCUGCUAGUUGUUUGACUCAGGGAUAAGUCAUACUAAGUUAUUUUUUUUAAAGACUUGGCGAAUAGCCACCUUGCUAUUAUUUAUUGCUUUUGGACUGGCAUUGUGGGAUCAGGGCCCUUGUUUCUUUCUCGCCGGGAGCCAUGGCUUUCUCGCAGGUCCAGUGUCUUGACGACGGCCACGUCAACUGGCGAUCCAGCGAGUCCAAACCUGAAUUCUUCUACAGUGAAGAACAGCGGCUGGCGUUGGAAGCCCUGGUGUCCAAAGGCCCCGAAGCCUUCUACGAAGUUCUCAAGAAGGAGAACAUCCGGGACUUCCUUUCCGAACUGGAGCUAAAAAAGAUCCUGGACACGCUGGAGGUGUAUGACCCCGGUUCAGAAUACACCCACCGCGGAAAGGAGAACGGUGAUGCCGAGGGCCAGACUGCCGAACAAGGCCCGCUGCCCUCUCUGGAGUACUGGCCGGCGAAGUCUGACCGCUCCAUCCCUCAGCUGGACCUCGGGUGGCCAGAGAGCGUCGCUUACCGUGGGGUGACACGGGCCACUGUCUACAUGCAGCCCCCGAUCGAGGGCCAGCCCCACAUCAAAGAGGUGGUCCGCAAGAUGAUCUUCCAAGCGCAAAAGGUCGUGGCUGUGGUGAUGGACAUGUUCACCGAUGUGGACAUCUUCAAGGACCUCCUCGACGCCGGCUUCAAGAGGAAAGUUGGCAUCUACAUCAUCCUCGAUGAGAGCAACCUGAAAUACUUCCUCCAGAUGUGCGAGAGAACCCAAAUGCACGCCGGACACCUGAAGAAUCUUAGAGUCCGCACAAUGGGAGGAACCGAAUUUUUCACACGCUCAUCGACGAAGUUCAAGGGUGCCUUGGCUCAGAAAUUCAUGUUUGUGGAUGGCGACAAAGCCGUAAGCGGGUCUUAUAGCUUCACCUGGUCUGCUGCGAGAACCGAUAGGAAUGUCAUUUCGGUCCUGUCGGGUCAGGUGGUGGAGGCGUUUGACAAGCAAUUCCAAGAACUGUACCUCAUAUCUCGAGGUGUUAGCUUGAAGUCCGUCCCCAUGGGUGAGGAGCCAGAACCCGAGCCGGUGAUCCUGCCGUCGGUUAUGCCCGUGACUCCAGCCAACACUGUAGUGAAGAAAAUGGUCAACCCUAAGUAUGCCCUGGUGAGAGUGAAAAGCACUGAGAAGAUUACCAACAGCAAUCACGCGAGCAGUGACCGGAAUCUCACCGACCAACAGAGAGUGGAAGCCAAAGGGAAGGCCUUUCCUGAAGGACAGGUGUCCGAGCGGCCGAGUGGCCUCAUGGAGAGAGUCCCGCCGAUCCACCCAGGGCUCCUGAACCUGGAAAAAGCCAACAUGUUUGACUACCUGCCUACUUGGGCUGAGCCAGACCCGGAACCGAGCGAGGUGCUGGGUUACAUAAACAUUAUCGACCCCAAGAUGAAAAACGUUCAGCUCUCCCAAAUGAACCGCAUCAAAGUGUGCGAUGUCUCGCAAGCCAGCUCACAGCACAGACAGAUGCUCCAACAGAAAACGCAAGGUGCUAAAAAUAAUCAGAGCAAGCAACCUGCCUCUACCUCUCCCGGCCGUCACGAUAACACUUCUUCCUCUGUCCAAAUUCAGGAGGCCCCUAACCCUAUGGGACACAUCCAAAAGGCGCCUAAUCCAACGGGACAUGCCCAACAAGCUGUUAACGAUGCGGAUCACAACCUGGAAGCUGCUAACACUACGAGUCAAAACCAGAAGGCCACUAACACUACAAGUCACAACCAGGAAGCUGCUAACACUACAAAUCAACACCAAAAGGCCGCUAACACUACAAAUCACAACCAGAAGGCUGCUAACGCUACGAGUCAAAACCAGAAGGCCGCUAACACUACGAAUCACAACCAGAAGGCCGCUAACGCUACUAGUCAAAACCAGAAGGCCGCUAACACUACGAAUCACAAACAGAAGGCUGCUAACACUACAAAUCACAACCAGAAGACCGCUAACACGAGUCACAACCAGAAGGCCACUAACACUACAAGUCACAACCAGGAGGCCGCUAACACUACGAGUCACAACCAGGAGGCUGCUAAUGCUACAAGUAACAACCAGGAUGCCGCUAACACUACAAGUCACAACCAGGAUGCCGCUAACCAUAGCCCAACUGAAAGGACUAACAGGAAACCUACACCUAUAGGUGCCUUUGCCACUUUGGCUUGCAGUGAGCACCUGAAGCAAUCGUCAUGGACAAAAGUUAAUGAGCCAGUGGCAGACAACAGUGUGACUCCUCCAGUCCCCAAACCGAGGACUGUUCACGUGACAGACUUUAUCUCCAUGAAAAGCACACCUGUCGAAGGUGGAGCAGCUGUAGCCAAAGACACCCAGCCGCAGCACCUAGAAACAGACAGUGCCGGCACAAAGGUUGAGGAAAGUCCCAGAAAGCCCAACGAUGGGGGGAGCCCGUGCAAGCUGACGAGGCAGGCAGCCAUCUCUCAGAAAUUGGAUAUCUGCCCCAUGAAUGGGGUGCAAGGGGGUGAGGCAGACGAGGACGAGGAAGAGGCCUACCUAACGUUCAGCGACCAGGGAAGCUUGUCCAGUGGUUCCGCUGCCCACAGCUGCCAACACUCCAACGCGUCGUCCAUCUCAGACGAGUACUUCGAGGUGAGGGACCGCUUUGGGCCUCUCCGCCGGACCUAUUCCGAUGACCUCCCCAAUGGGGAAGGAGGGCAUAGCCCUUGCCAACAAAGGAAGCUGAGCGAGCCACACGUGAGCCGGGGCACAUUUGUGAGUCCACUGGGCAGCCCCCAGCCGAUGUUGAGCCCAGGUUUGGAGCAGGCUGGGAGGAGGAGGCUGCGAAGCGACAGCAUAGAAGAGAUUAGGUGUGUUUUGGGAAGGGGCCGUAGCCCACGUGUUUUGCCCGAAGGCUACAUUACCUGUCCGAGCAAUGCUCCACAGGGACCACAGUUUUUCUGCUACGGACCCCGGGCGCAAGUGUCGGCAGGCACGGGGAAAAGCAGCGCCCUGGUGGCUCAUCAGGGGAAAAUCCCAGGAGACUGCAGAUACCACCGGGAUGGAGCCAGGGCGAAAAAGGCCCCCCUGGGCAGCCAGCAGCCCCGGCCGAGCAAUGGCUUUGGCCCCAGCAAACACACCCAGCCCGGCCGUCUCCCGCAAAGCAGCGUCCAAGGGACGGCCCCCAGGGGCACACCGUCCCCGUUCCAAGAAAGCCAGAGGUUACUGGAGGAAAUAAGGACACCGCUGGGCAUCCCGUUGUCCAAACUGUCCCAAUCCAAACAUCUGAAAAACAGGGUGUCCCACAUAUCUGACCCUAAGAGGAAGCCCCACGGAACCACCAGCCACAAGGACCAGUAAAACCCAGAGAGUGGAGAUCCCCUCCAGGGUGCUGAGUAUUGCAGAAUGAGUCCCGUUUGUCCAGGAACCUGUGGAAGGAACUCCUGCCGUACGUCCGACUGGCAGGGAGAGGGAGAAGAGGCGGCCACGCUUACCUGGUCUGUGCACCAAUACCACAUGGCCAGAACCGAGAGGCCAAAGGUCAUGCCGGUCCAGGGCAAGUCGUCCGAGCGGGCAUCCUGGAAAAGGUGUAGGGCAUCCGGCCUGGGCAGGUGGCAGGUGGUGUUGGGGAUAAUCGUGGCGGGGACGGCGUUCAAGUAGGCCUCCUCCAGGUUGUGGUAGCCGCCGAUUCGGUCGAAAGCUGGAAGGCAAAGACAGUGGGGAAGGAGAGGGUGGGCUGAGUUAAAACCGAGAAGAGACGGCAAGAAGACGGCCAGGCGGUUGAAAGAGGCCAUGUUUGAGCAUGCCCCCUGCUUGUUUCUUAUUGCACCAGUGGCUAUAAGCUGGGUUGGAGUGUUCCCAAAACAACUGUUCCCAGAUAAAUACUGCUAUGGAGGGUAGAUGCUAUGGCAUUACCCCACACUGAGGUGUCCCCACCCCCACCCCCCAAGGUUCCGUCCCCAAAUCUCCAGAAAUUUCUCUGGAGUCCGCAAUCUUAUGACUACGAAGGAAGCGUAUCAUGAACGGGAAAAAAAUGGCGAGGGGGACAGGAAGGGAUGAGCUGGGAAGUCUACCCAAUAGGACGAUGCACUUGUAAUUUAUUAGAGAAUCUCUGCGGUUUGCACAGUUCUGCUUCCUCGGAGAACAACCCUUUUGCAACGGCCCAGCACAGCUCGAAUGCAAGGGAACACGAGUCCCCGAGCAGCAAACUUGUUCUUUUAGAAAGGACUCUAGCGAGGACAUGCAACAGUUGCCAAGACAGUAUUGGGCUCCCUUCGUCCCUCAUCAACACGGCAUAAUGCACAACAGGGAGCCAUUAGGCCAAGGGUCCCCAACGCGGGCAAAAGUGGGCGGGGUCUUUGUCCAGCAAGGUUUCCAAUUGGCUGUGCAGAUUUUUAAAGUGACGUUGCUUUAGCAGACACUGUCCACACAGCAGAAGAAUUUUUGCUGCGGCAGCCAUUUUGUAGCAGGCUCUGCCUACUGAAGCAGCCAUUUUGUAGCGGGCUCCGCCUCUUGAAGCAGCCAUUUUGUGGCCGCACCCAUCACACUAUCAGAAUUCUAAAGGUGCCCACAGGCUCAGAAAGCUUUGGGACGUCAUAAUUAGGCAAAAGGUUUUCCAUCCAAGCGAAGUAGGCAGAGACAAUAAAAACAGGGCACCAGGGGGCCAACUUCAGACAUUUGGAGUCUCCCCGGUUCCGCAAAAUAUACACUUAGAUCCACCCAGAGCCAUUUGCACUGUGCCCCACCCCUUUCCCACCUGCAUCUGAGCCUCUUUUUCUUUCUGAGGAACAAAUAUCAAACAUCACAUUAAAGAAAAUCAUCUCCAAAGACAUAUAACAGUGAUGGCGAACCUUUUCAAAACCGAGUGCCCAAAUUGCAACCCCAAACCCACCUAUUUAUCGCAAAGUGCCAACACGGCAAUUU